Symbiodinium pilosum is the source of this 1184-nucleotide messenger RNA. The record is from the annotation of a GenBank genome assembly. Lineage: Eukaryota; Dinophyceae; Suessiales; Symbiodiniaceae.
GUGAAGAGGUGGCUGCAAUACCUGUGGAAGAGUUGACCACAGUGCAGGCUUUGAAGAAACGCCUCCACAGCUUGUGCGGAGUCCCCCGAUUUAGGCAGAGGCUUCUGCACAAUGGUGUGGAUUUGGACGAAGAUUCUAACCUGGACUCGCCAAUGGAUGUACAGCUCGUUUUGUUGUCACUCUUCCGAGAAUCUUCUGGGAGUCUCUUGGACGCUGUCGUCGAAGAGGAUACGUGCGUCGUUGAGAAGGCAUUGCAUCUCCCUGAGGAUCCGGAUCAGAGCGAUGUGUUCUGGCGGACAAGGCCACUAUUGAGCGCGUGCAGGAGGGGUGCAGUGGACCUCGUUCGCUUGCUCUUGGAAGCUGGCGCAGACAAAAACAAGACCCACGGUGAAGGCGUGGGUCCUCUUUGGGCAGCAUCUUCGCGCGGCUAUGCCGACGUCGUCCGCGUGCUUCUUGAGGCAGGUGCUGAUGUCGACCAGGCGGACGAUGAAAACGGAGAUGACGUUGACGAAGGCCUAGUGCUGUUGCUUCUGCAUGCAGAGCAGAAUUGUCAUGUGGAAGUCGUGCGCUUGCUUUUGCAGUCCUCGGCCGACAAAGACUGCAGCAACAACAAGCGAACAACGCCCUUGUGGAUCUCAGCAAAGCGUGGCCACGAGCAAGUCGUGCACUUGCUGUUGAAGGCCGGCGCCAGCAAGAAUCAAGUGAACAGAUCUGGCAGAGGGCCUCUCUCUGCGGCCAGUAUUUGGCAUCGAACAGGGGUGGCGCGCAUACUGUUGACCGCUCAAGCAGAUGCGGAAAGCGUGAACCACGACGGAAGGACGGCACUUUGGGAGGCAUCUUGCCGUGGGUACGAGAAAAUUGUGCAAUUGCUUCUGCAGUCUGGUGCAAGCAGCGAACAUGCCGAUCUUCGAGGAAAGACGCCUCUAUGGAUUGCAUCCAAGGCUGGCCGUGUAACGGUUGUCACCCUGCUUCUGGAAGCGAAAGCUGAAAUGGACCGCCGCAAUCAUAAUUCCACGACACCUCUUUGGGUUGCAGUGAAGCAUCGCCAGCUAGAAGUGAUUCGGAUUCUCGCGGCCGCUGGUGCUGACAAGAGCUUGGCCAACAUAACAGGUAAGACACCUCUUCAGCUGGCGUCACAACUUGGCCGUAAGCAGAUUGUGGUCCUGCUGCAAGAUGGAAGCUAG